AUGGCCUACAAUAUAAUGAUGGAGAUUCCUCCUCCACUGCUGUAUCGAGUCCAGCACCACUACAAUUCACACUACGAUAAGUUUGGCGACUUUGUCUGGCGAAGUGAGGAUGAGCUGGGUCCCAGGAAAGCCAACUUAAUACUCCGUCGGGUAGAGAAGCUCAGCCUCUACUGCCGCUCCCUGCUACGCAGCAGCCAUAUCCAGAGCCGCACCGACACCAUGGCCUACGUGCACUGCCGCAGCGAAGAGGGCCGACCCCCCGGCAGCACGUGGCACGGCUCUUUACACGACAGUCGCACCAUGUGCAUGGAGAAGCUCAUCUCUGUUCAGCGCAACACUUAUGGUAACACCAAACUCCGAUGA
Molecule: messenger RNA, 363 nt
Organism: Menidia menidia (Atlantic silverside)
Lineage: Eukaryota; Metazoa; Chordata; Actinopteri; Atheriniformes; Atherinopsidae
Source: the annotation of a GenBank genome assembly